AUGCCUGGGGCCAGUCCAGCCGAGCGCAUCGUCCCGUUUGGCCUGGGAGGCUGGGACUGUCAGAGAGGCUCCAGGGAGCCAGGCCUGGCGCUGAGGAGCCGAUGGGUCCAGCGUGGAAACAGCUGCCGAGGCAGCGCCAGCCCCUGGCCCAGGAAAUUCCAGCAGGAGCCCGUGUGCGCGGCCGGGACAUGGCACUGCGGGCGCCUGAGCGGGGUUGUAGCCGAGCCCCUUCGGCACCAGUUUGGCUGCUGCCUGGGCCACUCAGCCGCCAGGAGGACGGUGCCGCUCUGUCCCCAGGGGCCCGCGGGGGGAUCGGGCACCUGGUCUGCCAGUCCGGCUUCAGGGAGUGUCUCCCCAGGUGCCCGCCCUGUGGGCUGGUGUCUGGGCCCAGUUGCUGUCCUGGCUGAGCCCCUGGUGCGGGGACCUGCAGUGCCCCAGCUGAGUCCGGAGAUGGACGUGUUUGGGGGGGCCCCCCGGUUCCUUGCGUACCCCCGCACUUUCACAGUGCAGAGUGGUGCUGAUGCCGUCCUGAAGUGCCAGAUCGCGGGCGACCCACGCCCCAGCAUCAUCUGGGAGAAGGACAAAUCCCCGAUCGCGCUGCUGGGCCGCUUCCAGGUGGAGGCCGAGGGGACCGUGUACAGCCUGUCGAUUUCCCAGGUGACCCCAGCGGACAGCGGGCAGUAUGUCUGCAAGGCCAAGAACGCCAUCGGGGAGACGUACGCUGCUGCCACACUCAAGGUGGAGGCGGAGGAGCUGCAGCAGGAGGGACACCCUGAGGAUGUGCCCCCCGUUUUUCUGAGCAAGCCUCUGUCCUGGCAGGUCUGCAGGGGGGAGGAUGUGAUGUUCACCUGCAGGGUCUUGGGGCAGCCUAGCCCUGUGCUGCAGUGGGAGAAGGAUGGGCGCCAGCUGUCGGAUCUCUUUGAGAGCAGCCAUUUCUCGGUGGGGAAGGAGCCGGAAGACUGGCAUUUCCUGAAGAUCUUCGGUGCCCGGCCCCCGGACGGAGGGGUCUAUGUGUGCAGGGCGCGGAACCGCUCAGGGGAGGCCCUGGCAGCAGCUGUGCUCCUGGUCGACCCCAUGGCUCGUGGGCUGCCAGAUGGCCCCUUCCUGGGCUCCCCCAGGAACUGCUGGCCCCUGAGCCAUUUCAGUAAGCAGCCGGAUCAGCACGGUGACAGGAGACACUGCCACGGGCAGCGCUCCGUGCCCUGGCCGGCCCGGCCCAAUGGCGAGGUGGCUCCCGGCGCACCCAAAGCCAAGGCGUUCGCUGUGAGCGAGGGGAAGCACGCCAAGUUCCGCUGCUACGUGACGGGCAAGCCGAAGCCCGAGAUUGUGUGGAAGAAGGACGGGAAGGUCGUUGCGCCAGACAGGAGGCACCUGGUCUAUGAGGACAGGGAAGGCUACUUCAUCCUGAAAGUGCUGUACUGCAAGGCCCGGGACCAGGGGCUGUACAUCUGCACCGCCUCCAACACGGCUGGCCAGACCCUGAGUGCCGUGCAGCUCCAUGUGAGAGAGCACCGGGUGCGGUUCCAGUUGCAGCUGGAGGAUGUGGAGGUGCAGGAGUGUGAGGACGCCGUGCUGGAGUGCAAGGUGCCCCUGGAGACCAUCCCCACGGCCUGGUACCUGGAGGACAAGCAGCUGCAGCCAAGCCACAAGUACGUGAUUGAGGAGCAGGGCCUGGUGCGACGCCUGACCAUCCGUGACGCCCGCGCUGACGACGACGGCAUCUACCUCUGCGAGAUGAAGGACAAAGGGCGCAGCAUUGCUGAGGUCUCAGUCAGAGGGGCAAUCGUGAAGCGGCUUCCGCGGAAGCUGGACGUCAUGGAGGGGGAGAAUGCUGCCUUCUGUGUGGAGACCCGGGACGCCGUGGAGGGAAUCCGCUGGAGCCGGAACGGGCUGGAGCUGCGGGAGACACCAUGCACUGUGCUGAAGAGCUUCGGCAAAACCCACCUGCUGGUCCUGGUGCAUGUGACGCGGGAGGACGCUGGGGUCAUCUCCUUCAGCGUGGGGGAGUCGCAGACGUCAGCCCAGCUUCGCAUCAAAUGUGCAAAGCGUGUUCCCCCGAGCGCGCCCGUGGCCGCCGAGAUGAGCACGGACCGCAGCAACGCUGCCCUCCUGACCUGGUGCCCCGGGCCUGAUGUGCACAGGACCCCCCCCAGCAGCUACGUCCUGGAGCGGCAGGAGGCCAGCACGGCCGAGUGGGUGCAGUGCCUUACCACGGACCUGGCCAGCAUGGUGGAGGUGCUUGGGGAUAGCGUGCCCGCCGAGGCAGACUACUGCUUCCGCAUCUGUGCCGUGAACAAGUACGGGAGGAGCAGGCCCGUGGAAUUCCCUGGCUCUGUGCACCUUGUCCCUGUAGCCUGCAUGCGGAGAGCCCUGAAGGACGUGCAGGUGCAGGCGGGCCAGGAUGCCCAGUUCUCCCUGGAGCUCUCGGCCUCCGUGGCGGGGAGCUGGUUCCUGAACGGGGCGAAGCUGGAGGAGGGAGAGGAAGGCCAGCGCUACUGCAUAAAGCGCAGCGGGACCGAGCACUCCCUGCUGCUCCGUGGUGUGCGGCUGGCGGAGAGCGGGGCCGAGGUCAAGUUUGAGUCCAGUGGCGUGCGGGACUCCGCCACUCUGCGGGUGCAAGCCCCGCAGGUGCGCAUCGCCCCAGUGCCCGAGGCCCAGCGCCGCCGGGAGCUCCUGGCAGGGCUGCCCCUGCUCCUGGAGUGCGAGGUCUGCACGCCCGACGCCCCUGUGCGCUGGCUCAAGGACGGGGAGGCUGUGCCCCUGGACGACGUCGUCGCCCUGCAGGCAGAGGGCUGCGCCAGGAGGCUGUUUAUCCGCUCUGCCCGCCCCUCAGACUCCGGGACGUACACGUGUGACGCGGGCGAGGAUGCGCUGAGCUUCACGGUGACCGUGACCGAGCCGCCCGUGAGGAUCGUCAGCUCUAACGAGGACGCCGCGCACACCUACCUGGCCUUGGAGCGCGUGGUGCUGGCGUGCGAGCUGUCCCGUGCCGACGGCCCGGUGCAGUGGUACAAGGACGGGGUGGAGGUGGAGGAGGGCGAGCACCUGCUCCUGGAGUGCGAGGGGCCCCAUCGCAGGCUCGUCAUCCCCUCGGCCCGGCCGCAGGACACGGGGGAGUUUGUGUGCGACGCGGGCGGCGACUCCGUCUUCUACAACAUCUCGGUGACAGAGCCGCUCGUGAGGAUUGUCAGCUCUAACGAGGACGCCGCGCACACCUACCUGGCCUCGGAGCGCGUGGUGCUGGCGUGCGAGCUGUCCCAUGCCAAUGGCCCGGUGCAGUGGUACAAGGACGGGGUGGAGGUGGAGGAGGGCGAGCACCUGCUCCUAGAGUGCGAGGGGCCCCAUCACAGGCUCGUCAUCCCCUCGGCCCGGCCGCAGGACACGGGGGAGUUUGUGUGCGACGCGGGCGGCGACUCUGUCUUCUACAACAUCACAGUGACAGAGCCGCCCGUGAGGAUCGUCAGCUCUAACGAGGACGCCGCCCACACCUACCUGGCCUCGGAGCGCGUGGUGCUGGCGUGCGAGCUGUCCCGUGCCGACGGCCCGGUGCAGUGGUACAAGGAUGGGGUGGAGGUGGAGGAGGGUGAGCACCUGCUCCUGGAGUGCGAGGGGCCCCAUCGCAGGCUCGUCAUCCCCUCGGCCCGGCCGCAGGACACGGGGGAGUUUGUGUGCGACGCGGGUGGUGACUCCGUCUUCUACAACAUCUCGGUGACAGUGCCAGCAGCCCCCGUCAUGGCCCAGGCCCCCCUCGGCUCGGUGUGGUACAAACACAGGUCACAGGCAGUGCCUCCCAAAGGGGCUCACAGGUCGAGUAGGAGCCAGGAGAUGGAUGGACGGACGGGGAGCACAUGGAAGCAUGGGCAGCAUGAUGGGCAGUGGCCGUUGCUCACCAGACGCCUAGCCAUCGGCAUGUUGUUCGCAGGCAUCCCGGCAAAGGAGAGUCUGGAGAGGGUGGAUAAUGAGGUGCGCAUCGCCCCGGUGCCCGAGGCCCAGCGCCGCCGGGAGCUCCUGGCAGGGCUGCCCCUGCUCCUGGAGUGCGAGGUCUCCACGCCCGACGCCCCUGUGCGCUGGCUCAAGGACGGGGAGGCUGUGCCCUCGGACGACGUCGUCGCCCUGCAGGCAGAGGGCUGCGCCAGGAGGCUGUUUAUCCGCUCUGCCCGCCCCUCAGACUCCGGGACGUACACGUGUGACACGGGCGAGGAUGCGCUGAGCUUCACGGUGACCGUGACCGAGCCGCCCGUGAGGAUCGUCAGCUCUAACGAGGACGCCGCGCACACCUACCUGGCCUCGGAACGCGUGGUGCUGGCUUGCGAGCUGUCCUGUGCUGACGGCCCGGUGCAGUGGUACAAGGACGGGGUGGAGGUGGAGGAGGGCGAGCACCUGCUCCUGGAGUGCGAGGGGCCCCAUCACAGGCUCGUCAUCCCCUCGGCCCGGCCCCAGGACACGGGGGAGUUUGUGUGCGACGCGGGCAGCGACUCCGUCUUCUACAACAUCACAGUGACAGAGCCCCCAGUGAGGAUCCUGCGCCCCCAGGAGCGCUCCCUGGAGCUGCAGGCUCUGGCGCUGCAGCGCCUGGAGCUGAGGUGUGAGCUGUCUAGAGCAGAUGCCCAGGUGUGCUGGUUCAAGGACGGGCUGGAGGUGGAUGAGACAGAGAACCUGCUGGUGCGGGCAGAGGGGGCCCAGCGCUGGCUGAUUGUCCCGCAGGCCCGGGCCGAGGAUGCUGGCGAGUACAUCUGUGAGACAAGGGACGAGUCCGUCUCCUUUGAUGUCAGGGUGUCAGAGCCCCCGGUGAAGAUCCUGCAGCCGCGGCGAGCUCCCCCCACCCUGAAGGCCGUCAUGGGGGAGACGGUGACUCUGGCCUGCGAGCUCUCGCGCGGGAAUGUGCCGGUGCAGUGGGUUAAGGAUGGCACCAGGCUGGAGGCUGGCGGCAGCCUGAUCCUGGAGGAGGAGGGUGCCCAUCGGCGGCUGGUCAUCCCUGCGGCUGGAGUGGAGCAUUCUGGGAAGUACGUCUGCGAUGCGGCUGAUGACACCAGGAUGUUUACUGUCCAAGUGUGUGACCCUCCUGUGACGAUCCUGGGGCGGGGUGAGCUGCAGACCCACCGCCACUGCCUGGCCGCGGAGGACCUGGUGCUGGAGGUGACGCUCUCCCAUGCCCACGGAGAGGUGAAGUGGUACAAGGAUGGUGAGAAGUUGCAGGACACGGGGCGCGUGCGUCUGGAGGAAGAUGGGGCGCGGCGCGCACUGGUCAUUCUGGGCAUGGAGAGCAAGGACGCGGGGGAGUAUCUGUGUGACAGCCAUGACGACAGCCUCAUCUUCUGUGUCGCCGUGGAAGUGCCCAGGGUGGUGGAGAUCAUCUCAGAGCUGCACAACUUGACGGUGCUGGAGGGGGACGACGCCACCUUCAAGUGCCUGGUGUCCCCGGAUGACGUGGCCCUGACGUGGCAGCUGAACGGCCAGGCUGUCACCGCCUGCGAGCGGCUGGUGGUGACCAGGAACGGGCUGUGCCACGCCCUGACUGUCCGGCAGUGCCAGCUGGGAGAUGCAGGCACCGUGACAGCCCGCGCUGAGGGCCUGGUGAGCACAGCCCGGCUGAGCGUGCAAGAGGCCCAGGUGCUGUUUGUGCGGAAGCUGCAGGAUGUGGUGGCCGAGGAGCUGCAGGACGCGCUGCUGGAGGUGGAGCUGAGCUGCGAGGCGGGCGAGGUGCAGUGGCUGAAGCAGGGGGUGCUCGUCCAGCCGGGCAGCAAGUACCAGUUUCAGGAGGCCGGGCGCAGACGGGGCCUGACCAUUCGCAGCCUCAGCCCCUCGGACCGCGGCACCUACCGCUGCGAGAGCCUCCACGACCGGACGCAGGCCAAGCUGAGCGUGGCGCCCCGAAAGGUGUCUGUGCGGAAGCCACUGUCGGACGUGGAGACCUUUGAGAAGGAGACGGCCACGUUCCAGCUGGAGCUGUCCCAUGCUGACGUGCCCGGGGUGUGGACGCGGGACGGCAUCCGGGUGAAGCCCAGCCGGACCUGCCGGGUCAGCGCCACAGGCUGCGUGCACAGCCUGACGCUGCUGGGGCUCACGCUGGAGGAUUCGGGCACCGUCACCUUCACCUCCGACACCCUGCGUUCCAGCGCCCGCCUGACCGUCAGAGAGCCGCCAGUUGCCAUGGUGAAGGCCCCCCGGGACGUGGGUGUCCCUGAGACUGGGGCUGCCAGCUUCGAGUGCGAGCUAUCCCGCCCCAUUGCGGAGGUGAAGUGGUACAAGGAUGGGACGGCGCUCCAAGCGGGGACCAAGUGCCGCAUCUACUCAGUGGGCCGGCGGCGCCUGCUGCAGCUCAGCCACUGUAGCCUGGACGACGCAGGGGAGUACACGUGUGACGCAGGGGACUGCCGGGCCUCCGCCACGCUGCGGGUCUACGAGCGCCAGGUGCAGAUUGUGCAGGAGCUGGCGGACGUGCGUGUGCGUGAGAACGAGAACGCCGUCUUCACCUGCCAGGUCUCGCACGAGGACGUGAAGGGCGAGUGGUUCAGGAGUGGCGAGAAAAUCAAAGUCACCAGCACUGUGAAAAUUCGGCAAGAGGGCCCCAAGCACUUCCUGCUCAUCUGCAACGUGCGCCCGGAGGACGCGGGAUGCAUCCGGUUCGUUGCCAAGGCAGCUGCCUCCGAAGCCAGCCUGCAGGUGGAGGCACUCCCGAUCCGGAUCAUAAAGCCGCUGCGGGACAAGACGGCGCUGGCGCGGCACAAGGCCACGCUGGAGUGCACCGUGUCGCAGGCACGCGGCCGCGUGCGCUGGUUCCGCGGAGACACCGAGAUCUUCGCCAGCGACAAGUAUGAGAUCUGCAACCUCGACUGCUAUCGCACCCUCAUCAUCCACGGGGUGGGGCCGGAGGACGAGGCCUCCUACACCUGCGACGCCUUUGACGACCGCUCCACCGCCCGCCUGCUGGUGGAGGGUGAGGCGCAGGGCGUGCUGGGGACUGGCCCUGGUGGGGGGGGGGUGGCACCGUUCGUGGGGCUGGGUACCACUGGGCGCUGCGUGGGCCAGGCUGGGCGCAGGCUCCAGGGGCUGCGGGGGCUGCAGAACGUGGCGGUGGUGGCCCCUGCUGAGGCCCGGCUUGAGUGCGAGGUGUCUGCCCCCCUGAACGGGGAGGUGCUGGGGGCUGGCACACUUGUGGGUGGAGAGCGUGGGCCAGGUGCACGGGCUGGCGCUGUGCCGGACCUCACCCAGCACGAGUGGGGUGCUGCAGGUCUCCGUUGGCAGUGCCUGCGCCAAGGCCCAGCUCCCCGGGCGAGGGCAUUAGGUGCUGGCAUCGGACGAGCCCGAACAGAUGGGUCCUGGCUGGCCACAGCGGGGACUGCCCAUUAA
This is a messenger RNA of Emys orbicularis (European pond turtle), 7350 nucleotides long. It is a transcript of the gene OBSL1, whose product is annotated as obscurin like cytoskeletal adaptor 1. Gene Ontology annotation, molecular function: protein binding. The record is from RefSeq and is a predicted model, not a curated record. The transcript has 26 exons. Lineage: Eukaryota; Metazoa; Chordata; Testudines; Emydidae. The coding region runs from base 1 to 7350 and encodes 2449 amino acids.